Molecule: messenger RNA, 486 nt
Organism: Dioscorea cayenensis subsp. rotundata (Guinea yam)
Lineage: Eukaryota; Viridiplantae; Streptophyta; Magnoliopsida; Dioscoreales; Dioscoreaceae
Product: annexin D1-like
Exons: 3
Coding region: 1-486 (161 amino acids)
Cellular component (GO): cytoplasm
Molecular function (GO): calcium ion binding; calcium-dependent phospholipid binding
Source: RefSeq, a predicted model, not a curated record
AUGGACACUCAAAAGCCAAGGAAUGUGAUGGAAAAUCCUUCUACUAUGAAAUUAGAGACAAAUGCAGUAACUUUGACAAGUACUUCUCUAGUUUCCAAUGAUGAUCAGUGUACUGCAGAGUCGCUAGCUGGCAUUCAUUUAAUGGACUGGUGGGGAACUGAUGAUAAGACAGUAAUUGCAAUCAUGGCAUACAGGAACUCAACGCAAAGGAAACAUAUUCAAGAAGCCUAUGAAGAACUCUACAAAGAGAGUCUCACCAAAAGGGUUGAAUUUGAACUCAAUGGUAAUCAUGAGCUCCUCACUAGAUUAUUGGGCACAUAUUGGUACAAUGGCGAUGAGAUCGACGUUAAAUUAGCUCAGUCAAAGGCCUUGAUUAUCCAUGAUGCUAUCAAGUGCAAGAACUAUAACCAUGAAGAUAUCAUCAGAAUACUGACUACUCAGAGUAAAGCACAACUCAAUGCUACAUUCAAUCAUUAUACUAUUUGA